AUGACCGCCAAGGCAGCGUCAACUACGUCCCUCACACCUUUGCGCCGACUUGCCCAACAUUCAACGACGACAUGUGCUACACAGGCCUCGCAAUAUGGCAAAUGUAUCCUUGCUCAAUACACCGAUGUUCGGAAGGAUGCAUGCAAGGAUGAAUUCGCAAAGUUCGGGGCAUGCCUGAGAGAUGCGGCGAGUGCUAUCUACCUGAUCGCGAACAUGCCCCUCAUUCGUGUCGCGGUGUGGUGCAGAUGA
Molecule: messenger RNA, 249 nt
Organism: Punctularia strigosozonata HHB-11173 SS5
Lineage: Eukaryota; Fungi; Basidiomycota; Agaricomycetes; Corticiales; Punctulariaceae
Exons: 1
Coding region: 1-249 (82 amino acids)
Biological process (GO): mitochondrial respiratory chain complex I assembly
Cellular component (GO): mitochondrion
Source: RefSeq, a predicted model, not a curated record